AUGCAAAUUAAGCUCCUAAAGCAACUCUUGCGGAUGCAUCAUAUUGGUCCAAUCGGUCGAGGUCGGAGAGCUGCCAUGGGUUCAGACAACAUCGGCCCCAGAGAUGUCUGCGUUGUCGGGGUCGCCCGCACCCCUAUGGGUGGUUUCCUCGGCGCCCUGUCUUCCUUGUCUGCUACCAAACUCGGCUCCGUAGCUAUCGAAGGUGAGAUCAGUAUCUUCUCUAUAUGCCCCCGUGAAGCUGCUCUGAAAAGGGCAAAUGUGGAUCCAUCCCUUGUGCAGGAGGUCUUCUUCGGCAAUGUCUUGAGUGCUAACUUGGGGCAAGCUCCUGCAAGACAGGCUGCCUUGGGUGCAGGGAUACCAAACACGGUUGUUUGCACUACCGUCAACAAAGUCUGCGCGUCUGGCAUGAAAGCAACGAUGUUUGCUGCACAGUCGAUUCAAUUGGGCAGCAAUGAUAUUGUAGUGGCAGGUGGCAUGGAAAGCAUGUCGAAUGCUCCGAAGUACAUCGCUGAAGCUAGAAAAGGUUCUCGUUUCGGACAUGACAGCCUUGUUGACGGUAUGCUUAAGGAUGGCCUUUGGGAUGUAUACGGCGAUUGUGCCAUGGGAGUGUGUGCUGAGCUUUGUGCUGACAAUCAUGCUCUGACAAGGGAAGACCAACACAGCAGGGCAUAUGUUUUGUCAGUUGUUACUUCUAGAGAUUCAGUAGAGGAUGCUUUUGCUAUCCAAAGUAAUGAGCGGGGAAUUGCUGCUCGUGAUAGUGGCGCUUUUGCAUGGGAGAUCGUUCCGGUUGAAGUUCCUGUUGGCAGAGGAAAGCCACCGGUGCUUGUUGAAAAAGACGAGAGCUUAGACAGGUUUGACCCAGCGAAACUGAGGAAGCUCCGCCCAAGUUUCAAGGAGAACGCUGGUACUGUUACUGCCGGGAAUGCUUCUAGUAUAAGUGAUGGUGCUGCUGCAUUAGUAUUGGUGAGUGGGCAGAAGGCUCAAGAACUUGGACUGCAGGUUCUUGCAAGGAUCAAAGGAUUUGCCGAUGCAGCUCAAGCUCCCGAACUAUUUACCACUACCCCUGCACUUGCCAUACCGAAGGCUCUCUCAAAUGCUAGCUUAGAAUCCUCAUCUGUUGAUUUUUAUGAAAUUAACGAAGCCUUUGCGGCUGUUGCACUUGCAAAUCAGAAGAUUCUCGGAAUCCCUUCAGAAAAGAUUAAUGUACAUGGAGGAGCGGUGUCUUUAGGACACCCUCUUGGAUGCAGCGGUGCUCGCAUUUUGGUCACCCUUAUUGGUGUCCUCAGGGAGAAGGGUGGCAAAAUCGGGGUGGCCGGCGUCUGCAACGGUGGAGGCGGCGCAUCCGCACUUGUUCUCGAGCUCGCGUAG
Messenger RNA from Triticum turgidum subsp. durum (durum wheat), 1368 nucleotides. The record is from the annotation of a GenBank genome assembly. NCBI's taxonomy places the organism in Eukaryota, Viridiplantae, Streptophyta, Magnoliopsida, Poales, Poaceae.